AACUGUAUUUUGCGACAUCAAGAUAAUUGUUUUAUUUUCAGUGAACUUUAGUUAAUAGAUUUGACAAACCCAGUGAUGAAGAUGUGAUAGUAACCAGCACCGGACAAAAUAAGAGAUCGACAAAAUGUGCAGCAAAGACCAGAUUAAUCAUAUACUCGGGAAGAUCAAUGUGGGCUUGCCGUCGUGGUCGCGCGGGCUGGAGGCCGCAGAAGCUGCCCGCGCGCGCCUCGUGCGCUGGGCGUGCGGCGAGGCGCCCGAGGAGCCCCCGCGCAAGAAGAUGCCUCACGCGCUGCGCAAGCGGUGGCCGCUGUGCCCGUGCCUGCAGAAUGACGAGCCUCCCGAGAUCACAUACUGCGUGGUGGGCGGCACGGGCGGGCUGGCGCUCCAGGCCGUCACACCCACCCAUCCCAUGCCGCCGCAAGAUGAGCUCGACGCCAAGUUCGCCGAGCUGGUGGAAGAGCUGGACCUGACAGCAGUGAACAAAGCGGCCAUGAUGGAGCUACCAGCCGCGAAGAAAUGGCAGAUCUACUGCAGCCGACGGCCGCCGCCGGGAGUGGUCAUGCCCAUGGGAACAGCACCACAAGUCGAAGAGUACAUCAAGGCGCUCAACGAGAUCGCUGACGCGUUCGCCUCAUCAGAAGGCCCAGUCGCCCCAGAAUCCUGCGCAUUGCUCGACGGCUUGAAGACAGCACUCCGCACCCGCGCCCACAGCUUCGUACUGCGCUUCGUGAAACAAGGCGGUCUCGGAGCCCUAUUAGAUGCCCUUCAGCGGGCGCCCCGGGACGAUGCCAUCAACAGGCAUAAUCUUAUUGCGGGUAUCAAGGCCCUUAUGAACAAUUCGACGGGCCGCGCACACGUACUCGCUCACCCGACGAGCAUAGAUCUGAUCGCUCAGUCCCUGGACACUGAGAACGUCAAGACCAAAGUCGCCGCGCUGGAGAUCCUCGGCGCCGUCUGCCUCGUGCCCGGCGGCCAUAAAAAGGUGCUAGAAGCAAUGGUCCACUACCAGAAGUACGCAGCGGAGCGCGCUCGCUUCCAGUCCAUCAUCAACGAACUAGACCGCAGUACGGGCGCCUACCGAGACGACCUCGGACUCAAGACUGCUAUUAUGUCCUUUGUCAACGCUGUAUUGAAUUAUGGAGCUGGUGAAGACAGCUUGGAGUUCCGACUGCACUUGAGAUAUGAGUUCUUGAUGCUGGGAAUACAGCCUGUUAUCGAGAAACUCCGCAAAUACGAAAAUGAAACACUCGACCGGCACAUCGACUUCUUCGAAAUGAUCCGCAACGAGGACGAGAAGGAACUCGCCAGGCGGUUCGACAAACAGCACGUCGAUACCAAGAGCGCGGGGACAAUGUUCGAGCUGCUGAGAAGGAAACUUAGUCAUACUGCUGCUUAUCCACAUCUGCUGUCUAUGCUUGAGCAUAUGCUGCUGUUGCCGUUGGAAUACAACCCUCACGCACAACACUGGCUUCUCCUCGACCGAGUGAUCCAACAAAUCGUCCUUCAGCAACCCAACGACGACCGCAGUGAUAUCAACAAGGUGUACGAUCCGGACGUAGCACCUCUCGAGAUCAACGUGACCGAGAUCGUCCAUCUCCUAGCCAAGGAAGAAGAACUAGUGGCCGCGAGAACCAAAGCCGAGAACUUGGAGAAGGAGAAUGUAGAUCUCGCCACGGAGUUGGCUAAAAAGGAGAAGCAAGUAGACCAGCAGAGCCAGGAGCGUGAGGAGCUGGAGCAGGUGGUGGCGCGGCUCAAGGAGAGGCUGGAGCGGGAGACGCACGCGCACAUGGAGAGCUCCGAGAGGGCCCGGCAUGCCGCCGCGAGGGCCACGCAACUCGAACAACAGUUGAACCAAGAAAGGUCGGAACGUGCGAGGUUUGAGAAACUAGUCAGCGAGGGCAGCAUACCCGACGAUGCGAAGGUCAGCAACCUCAAGAGCGCCGUCAUCGAAACCUGCAGCGUCCCGCCCCCACCGCCCCCUCCCUCCCUCUGCCCCCCUCCACCGGCCCCCACGCCCCCUUCAGCCCCCAUCCCCCCCGCCCCACUAGCCCCCAUCCCCCCAAUGGCCCCCAAGCCUAAGAAGAACGUCCCCACCCCCGGGAACCCUCUGAAGAGCUUCAACUGGAGCAAACUGCCAGACACAAAACUCCAUGGAACUAUCUGGCAGGAACUGGACGAUACUAAGCUAUAUAAUGCUAUGGAUUUAAACACUAUUGAUAAGAUGUUCUGCGCUUACCAGAAGAACGGAGUGCAGAAUGAGGGUUCAGUGGAAGACCUGAGACAGCUAGGUUCCAAGCCGCGCACAAAGAUCCUGACAGUGAUCGACGGCCGCCGCGCACAGAACUGCACCAUCCUGCUGUCCAAACUGAAGAUGUCCGACGAGGAGAUAUGCCGUGUCAAAUUGAAGCCGGGCACGAAGAUCCUGACAGUGAUCGACGGCCGCCGCGCACAGAACUGCACCAUCCUGCUGUCCAAACUGAAGAUGUCCGACGAGGAGAUAUGCCGGUAA
Messenger RNA from Cydia amplana, 2509 nucleotides. RefSeq names its product disheveled-associated activator of morphogenesis 1 (gene DAAM). Gene Ontology annotation, molecular function: small GTPase binding; actin binding. Gene Ontology annotation, biological process: positive regulation of actin filament polymerization; actin cytoskeleton organization. The coding region runs from base 125 to 2509 and encodes 794 amino acids. The record is from RefSeq and is a predicted model, not a curated record. NCBI's taxonomy places the organism in Eukaryota, Metazoa, Arthropoda, Insecta, Lepidoptera, Tortricidae. The transcript has 16 exons.